AUGACAUGGAACUUGCAGCCGACAUGCAACAAGACAGUGACGACGACUUCGACGAAAUCUUUCGCACCCCGCCGACCCAUCCACCAAUUGUUGGGUAUUGCGGUAGUGCCCAACCCUACUCAUAGCACGCUGGCUUCUCCAAAUCCCUCUGCCAUUCUGCCUUCCCCGGUACAUGAAUUGAAUCCACUCGCCGAACAACUUGGCAAUGUGUACGGCUCCAGAGAUGCGUAUGGACGAGCUACUACGGUCAACUCGCAAACCACAGCUGCGGAAACCGCCCGUGGUGGCCUUAUGUGUUUGCUCCAGCCUCGAGAACUGCUGCCUCAACAAUCUUUUGCACCCACUGCAGCACUGUCUGUCAUGGAGAACCACCCUGCACCAUUGCUUGGCAUGCGGAGCCAUGCGCCCGCCGCAGUGCGAGAUAUACUCAGUCCCACCUCAGGCGCGUCCUUUGACACGGCUCCUGAGAAUACAGUUGUCCAUGCAUCGUCUCCCCCCCGUGACGUGACCCGCAUCGACUCGAGUCUUCUCGGGAAACGUUUGAUUGACCACGACACUGGAGUUGAACCACCCUCGAAGCGUCCCAGGCUUGUCGACGAGGCGGAUCCCACGUCUAGUCCUGUGUCUAGCGCUGGGACUACUGUAGUCGGAUCUCCUAUUGCUAACCAGGGGACGCUGAGCUCAGUGGCAGAAAGUGCCUUUCUCCCGGUCAGCAUGCUGCACAAGUCAACGGUUCUACCCUCUGUGGAUCCUUUGACACCGGUUCCUGCCUCUGCCCUGCUUGCCCUGCAACUCGCUGGUCUUCCGUUCUACGUGGCAUACGAAAUGUUCCGAGUGGCAAAUACUGGCAUCGCCGUGGAGGAGAUGGUGUCGAAUCCAAGGAAACUGGAGGCUCUCCGAAAGGCCUGCGAGGAGAUCGGGCCCGACAAAAAAAAUGACACGCUCGGCAAAAUCAGCAACAUCAUCUUAUCGUUUCUUCCUGGUGACAAGCGUCACACGUUUCUGAUGAAGACGAAAGUCUGGCAGGCACUGAUAGACGAAGCAUCCCUUCGAGACAAGGGAGACGGGCGAGAGCUGGGCAACGCUAAAAACUUCAAAGACAACCGCUAUGGUGGUAAGAAACGACCGCGUUUGACGGUGGAGCUCAAGGCGCCUUCUGUGGCAGUUUCGAACUCGAAUCGGCUCACCAGGCUGUACAGCUCCGAAGCCUUCUUAUGUCUCAAAAUAGAUGAUCCCGCUCUCAGAGGUGUCGAACCCUCAUACCUUUUGGAUUAUCUGCAUGAAGGCAUCCAGCUCGGAAAUGAUCUGUAUCACGCUUGGUUUAUCAAGGAAGGAACGGCGCUGUUCAUCAACACAUCGAUACGGAAGAAUCUCCCAGAUACCCGCAACCUUGAUUGCGACGAAUUCUUCAUCUGGUUUAUGGAGCAGCACAACCCUCCGAACUUAAACCAGAAACAGACAAGCGGGAAAUGGGCGAAACGAAUGCAGCUCCUGUGGAGUUCAUCUGUUCCCGGCCCCCGACUUGAGGCGGAAAAUAUUAAGAUGGUAGACGAUAUUAUCGCUCCCAGCUUCCGUCACUUACCGAAAGCACCGGCCGAACGCGAUAUGACCGACGGCGCUGGGCUCAUGACGUAUGCGGUCGCGCGAGACAUACAGGCUAGAUUGGGUCUGCGGCACCCACCGUGCGCUGUACAGUAUCGCACAGGCGGCUUGAAGGGGAUGUGGGUGUUGCGGGCUUUGACGUCUGACGAUGAUGGGCAUCGCUUCGUAUGGUAUCGCCCGUCACAACUCAAGAUCAGACAUAGUGAAAGUCAGCUAGAGAAAAAUGCACUUCGAACAAUCGAAGUGCUUUCUCCCUCAAAAUUAUCCGCGCCGGCCCGGCUUACCACACAACUCGUCGUUCUUUUGGCAGAGAAUGGCGUUCCCAACAAGCUUUUGGUCGACCUCAUGGUCAAGGCGCUCAAAUCAUCCCUCCUUCCUUUUUUCGAUAAGAAGUCGAAACCUGUACAUAUGGCCUUCGCACUGGAGGAGUUUUGUAACCUUAUGGUUCAGCGUCUUUCGCGCGCAGGGAGUCUCCUCCGGGGUGGAUCGGUAAGAGAGCUGGCCCAAGAAGAAGAGGAGGAGGAGGAAGAAGACUUUGAGGACCAUCCUGGGUCGUACGAGGAGUUGGCCUAUCUAUGUUUCCUCUCAGGAUUCACUCUUGGCGGCUCCGUCUAUCUGCGGAGAAAAGUUCGGGACAUUCUGAAGAAACUCAUUCAGGCAACCACCGCGGACAUCCGAUUCCGCAUUGAGCGAUGCGUCGACGGGAAGAUAGUUCCAGAUCCCACAGGGAAGCUGAAGCCAGGCGAGAUCUUUGUCCAAUUCCGAAGGGAGUACGACGUCACGGAUACUGAAUCGAUGAAAAUCCUCACCGGAGACGUACUGCUGUUGUACCAAGAAAAAAAGUUUUAUGCUGAAGGCAUCGUUAUCAAGAUGAAAGCAGUUGAUAUAGAUGAACUACACUAUAUGUACGAUGUCAUCGUUAUGUCGACUGAAGGCGAACGGUCUCCAGCUAGCAUGUUGGGUGGUGGGGACUACGAUGGAGAUCGUGCCACUGUCAUCUGGGAACCCCAGAUCGUCGAGCCUUUCAAAACCGCAGACCCCAAGUUUGCCGAUCAACCUGAGAACUUCGAUCGGUUUUUGGACAGGGACACAACGACUGUAGCCUCUUUGCUCCAAAAGAUGCACGGCUGGAAUGCCUCAGCGAUACGGUCCGAAAUCCAGAAAUAUUUGCUCUGCGAUCUACACAGUGACUUUCAAAUGCAAGGAUACAGCCAUAGGCACGACGUCGUACUGUAUCUGCUGGGAGCUAGUCAUCCUAAGGCAGUGGAAUUUGCACACAAAUACAUGGUUUCGUUGGAUUCAGCGAAGACGGGAGUGAAAGUCAAAGCGGAUGUGUAUGCCGAAGAUCGCGAGUACGAUCGUGAGCAUCCUUGGAAACCCCGGGAAGAGAAAUCGGGGCAGAAGUUUGCUUUGGGUCCAAGACCGAAGGAAUUGGGUACAUUUGUCCUGGACGACUUCAAGCAGGAGGCACGUCGUCUUGAAGAAAGGCUUCUGGUCAAAUAUGAAAGCCUCUACAGUCCGAAGGGGCCGAAUGGUGUUGAAGUGCUUCGAGAUUACCCACCAGACAAAGACCUUUGUGCUCCCUGGCGUGAGCUAGAAAUGCGGGAGGGCCAAGGCGUCGAUGGUGUUCGCCGCGCUAUCGUAACUCACGUCAAGGAGGCAUUCCUUAAGUAUAAGGCAAUGAACCAAGAAUAUGCGAAAGCCAUGGAUUCGGGCAAGCAUUUGACACGAACGCGUACGGAGAGAAUUCAGGAGCUCCGCGACUUCUACCGACAUGGACCGGCCGAGAAUAUUUGGCGGCCUGUCAUGACUCAAGAAGAAUGCGAUAUCUACAAGGCAUCGUAUUGCUACCUAUGGGAGAUGGAGCAAAACAGCAAUGAAAGGGGCGAAUUCCCGUUCGAGGUUGCACAUUAUACGCUGUGUUCCAUUAAAGCUCGUGCCAGCAACUCCGGAGCGGUUGCUAUCACAAGCGGCGCUUGUAAAAUAUUCUACGAAUUGACAGGCGUCUGUUGAAAACAACUUCAAUUACUGUGGAAUAUGAUGACGACUGAGGCGUCAGACCGGCACUUGGGGCGUGCUGGACGAGAGAGAACAUGUGAACCUCGUGGAUAGAACGAUGCACAUCAUUGUGAGCAAUAAUGCUGAAACGGAGUCAACAGCGCAUGGACACAUGUAUCAUUAUCACCGGUGUACAAAUAUAGAGCAACCCAAAAAAGCGGCAUCACAUACGUCUACAAUCUGUCAGGAAUCGUGUCCCGGGCCAAAUCCAGCAUCGAGAAUCAGUCCUUGUCUUCCUAGCCUGAUCAUGGCAUUCAAACAGUCUCCAAUGUUGUCAUAUUCUCGCCAGGAAGGAUUUUCACCAGAUCGUGAGCUCUGUGCCUCAUCAAGUGACUGUAACGCCCGCAGCCGGAGCGCGAGCCAAUGAAGCGUCUUGACUCGCCGAACGAAUUCUUUGACAUCCUCCUCUUCACCAUACACGUAGAUAAUGCCGGGCCAUCCGAGCUUCGCGUAGCCGUUAACACUCAGCUCUGAUGACCAUACAUGCAACGCUCGACGUUUGGAGGACGAUCUGAGGUGGUGGGAAGUGAAGAGGGCGUGGUAGGGGCGUUUUUGCGCUUUGAUAGCCCCAGGCGGCUCAGAAGAGGAAAGCUGAGACGACACGAUCGUUGCUUGUGUUUGGAGCAGAGGCAAUAGACGGGGGGAUACUAACUCGUACAUAGGGUACUGCGUACCGGGUUCCAUGGCAUCCUGCGCUUCUCAGAUCCUCGACUUCCAAACCUCUCCUUCCUCUCUCCCAAUAUCCCCCGAUGGUAUAACUUCAAAAUCCUUCAAAUUAGGAUAUCUUACGCAUGGUGAUACUCGUAAUGCGACAUGCAACUUCUUCACAGAGACUACGAAUUCGGGUGGUUGGAUGUCGUCCUCGUUGAGGGCGGGUGAUGAUCCGGUCGCGUGCGCGUCGAGCAAUGCGUCCCAGUCCAACUGAUCGGAUGGAUCGCCGUCGAAUAUCAGCGUCUCGUUAGGCAACAACGACGACCGGAUAAUUAGAAGCUCGUCAAGAAGAGUAAGCAGGGUAGAUGAGGCGAUCUGUCGAGAAGAUGUGGACGACAUGCAGAGGAGGAACUUGCGAAAGACUGCUGACCGAGAAUCCCACCACCUCUAAAUACCGAUUAUUGUACGUCCGCAUCGGCACCUCAACAACGAAUCCGACUCCU
Messenger RNA from Dacryopinax primogenitus, 4814 nucleotides. RefSeq lists its product as uncharacterized. The transcript has 12 exons. The record is from RefSeq and is a predicted model, not a curated record. Gene Ontology annotation, molecular function: RNA-directed RNA polymerase activity. The coding region runs from base 1 to 3615 and encodes 1204 amino acids. Gene Ontology annotation, cellular component: nuclear RNA-directed RNA polymerase complex. NCBI's taxonomy places the organism in Eukaryota, Fungi, Basidiomycota, Dacrymycetes, Dacrymycetales, Dacrymycetaceae. Gene Ontology annotation, biological process: siRNA processing.